AGACGCUCCAGUCUGAAACCUGCUGCGAUCUCAGUGGUGGAAAUGUUGUACACGGGGAGGGUCGACUUUCAGAUGACAUUGACGCUAUGUAGAUGAGAGCGGGGAUUUGUGCUACAUGUAACGUCUCUGGUUGUUGACGUUAGACGGUGGCACAAGGCGAAGCUGCUCCUUUCUCGUGUUGUUUCCCCCCUCCUUCAGCACCACGAUCUUCUGGACAGCACCACUAGCCGAGGCAUUCGCCUGCCUUUUCCCCCAGGAUAGCACUUUUGUUGUCUUUUAAUGGAAAGAACUUUCUUUUGUUGGUUCCGGUAAAACUGCAAGUGCGUAACUUCAAGAAGAAUCUACAGAUGCUUCCAUCGCCAAAUUCUGGCUGGCAUAACAGUUAUUGUUAACGUCGUUCCCAACCGGAAAGCUGUCUCCGCUCCCAUUGUUUUUCCGCAAAAAAAUUGGUCCCAAGCUUGGGUAAAGAACCGCGAAGCUGCUGUCUACGUGGACUGGUGCUGAAAUCUCCCGUCCGCCUGCCAGGACCUCUGCGAAACCCAGAGACAUGGCGACAAAUGGUACAAAAGCUUCGGAUGGACAUGUUUUAACAGAAGUGAACGAAGCGCCUACUACCAAUGACAAACCCAAAACCUUGGUUGUGAAAGUCCAGAAGAAGAAAAAGGAAAUUCCCGACAGAGAAACGUGGGGAGGAAAAUUUGACUUUCUUCUGUCUUGUGUUGGGUACGCAAUUGGACUGGGAAAUGUCUGGAGAUUUCCUUACCUUUGUGGAAAAAACGGUGGAGGGGCGUUCUUGAUUCCUUAUUUUUUGACCCUCAUAUUUGCGGGAGUUCCCUUGUUUCUGCUCGAAUGUUCCCUUGGUCAGUACACAUCGAUUGGUGGUCUUGGAGUCUGGAAACUCGCUCCAAUGUUCAAAGGUGUUGGCCUGGCUGCUGCAGUCCUUUCGUUCUGGCUAAACAUCUACUACAUUGUUAUCAUUGCCUGGGCCAUCUAUUAUCUGUACAACUCCUUUACCACAGACCUUCCAUGGAAAACAUGUAACAAUCCUUGGAAUACAGACAGAUGUUAUUCAAACUACAGCAUUGUAAAUACCACCAAUCUCACCAGUGCGGUUGUGGAGUUUUGGGAACGCAACAUGCAUCAGCUGACCGAUGGGCUGGAAAAGCCAGGCCAGAUCCGAUUGCCACUAGCAAUAACGCUGGGCAUUGCCUGGAUCCUUGUCUACUUCUGUAUCUGGAAAGGUGUUAGUUGGACUGGAAAGGUUGUUUACUUCUCAGCCACCUACCCCUAUUUCAUGCUCUUCAUUCUGUUCAUCCGUGGAGUAACUCUUCCAGGAGCCACAGAUGGAAUUAUGUUCUACAUCACUCCCGAAUUCAGCAAACUUAAAGAAUCUGAGGUGUGGCUGGAUGCAGCGACUCAGAUUUUCUUCUCGUACGGUUUGGGUCUUGGGUCACUGAUUGCACUGGGGAGUUACAACACUUUCAAUAACAAUGUUUACAGAGACUCCAUCAUUGUGUGCUGCAUCAAUUCCUUUACUAGCAUGUUCGCUGGGUUUGUCAUCUUCUCCAUUGUCGGUUUCAUGGCCCAUGUAACAAAGAGGCCUAUAGCUGAUGUGGCGGCCUCAGGUCCAGGCUUGGCCUUCUUGGCCUACCCUGAGGCUGUGACGCAGUUGCCUAUAUCCCCACUGUGGGCAAUUCUGUUCUUCUCAAUGUUGCUUAUGCUUGGGAUUGACAGUCAGUUUUGCACUGUGGAAGGAUUUAUCACUGCAUUAGUGGACGAGUUUCCGCGGUUGCUGAGAGGAAGACGAGAGAUCUUCAUUGCUGGAGUCUGCCUUGUGUCCUACGUGAUUGGUCUGUCCAACAUCACACAGGGUGGGCUCUAUGUGUUCAAACUCUUUGACUACUACUCUGCCAGUGGAAUGUGUCUGCUGUUCCUGGUGUUCUUCGAGUGCAUCUCCAUAUCAUGGUUCUAUGGUGUCAACAAGUUCUAUGAUAACAUCCAGGAGAUGAUUGGAUACAAGCCUUGUCUGUGGUGGAAACUGUGCUGGGUUGUCUUCACUCCUCUAAUCGUGGCUGGUGUGUUUCUCUUCAGCGCUAUUCAAAUGGUUCCCCUCACCAUGAACAACUACGUGUUCCCAAAAUGGGGGCAGGGGGUGGGCUGGUGCAUGGCCCUGUCCUCUAUGGUCCUCAUACCUGGAUACAUGGGUUACAUGUUCCUCACACUAAAGGGCUCCUACAAAGAGCGUCUUCGGAUAAUGAUUCAGCCCACAGCAGUGGUUAAAACCCAGGAGAAUGGGCCAGAGCAGCAGACGGAGAAUCCCAACCCUGCCAACGAGGAGGCUUACAUCUAAACCCAGUUUCAAAGGCCAACUUUCAUGCAGAAAAUGUAAUCAUGGUUGAACAUGACCAAGGACUUCCAUGUCUAAUAUAUAAUCACCUACCUCCAGGGGCAAAAUGUGACCAACCUGAUUACAAUUGUUUGAGUUUUAUUUUUCAUUUGUAAAAACAAAAAAAAAAAGGCAAACUACCCAGCAAUGUCCUAGUGAUAGUUUGUAUUUCAUAUGCAAAAUGUUAGUCUUUCUAAAAUGUUGAAUUAUAACCACAGAACCACUGUAAUUUGAAUUAUAAUUUGAAUUUGGA
This is a messenger RNA of Megalops cyprinoides (Indo-Pacific tarpon), 2639 nucleotides long. RefSeq names its product solute carrier family 6 member 1b (gene slc6a1b). The record is from RefSeq and is a predicted model, not a curated record. Gene Ontology annotation, cellular component: axon; cell surface; plasma membrane. Gene Ontology annotation, molecular function: gamma-aminobutyric acid:sodium:chloride symporter activity. The transcript has 15 exons. Bases 548 to 2350 code for a protein of 600 amino acids. Gene Ontology annotation, biological process: sodium ion transmembrane transport; neurotransmitter transport. Lineage: Eukaryota; Metazoa; Chordata; Actinopteri; Elopiformes; Megalopidae.